UAAAAAGAACCUCGAUUCGCCGGCAGUCCAGGAUUUUCUUCCAAAGAAAUCGAAACAACAGGUGGAAAAGACGAAAAGGACGCAGCCAUGAGUCUCACCGCAAAAGACAAAGCAGUUGUGAAGGCUUUCUGGGGCAAGAUCGCUUCGAAAGUCGACGAAAUCGGCGGUGAGGCACUGGGCAGAAUGCUGGUCGUGUACCCCCAGACCAAAACCUACUUCUCUCACUGGUCCGACGUGAGCCCCGGCUCUGCCCCGGUCAAGAAGCACGGCAAGACGAUCAUGGGGGCCGUCACCGAGGCUGUUGGCAAAAUGGACGACUUGACUGGCGCUCUGGGUAGCCUCAGCGAGCUGCACGCGUUCAAGCUGCGAGUGGACCCUGCCAACUUCAAGAUUCUGGCCCACAACAUCAUCGUGUGCAUUGCCAUGUUCUUCCCUGCUGACUUCACACCGGAGGUGCAAGUGUCCGUUGACAAGUUCUUCCAGAACUUGGCCCUGGCUCUGUCCGAGCAUUACCGCUAAAUUGCAGGCGGAGGAAUAAGACCGAUGUCCCAGUCGCUCUGGAUGACACAUUUUCUGAGCGUAACAUUCAAUCAAUAAAUCAUACUGAAUAAUAAAA
This is a messenger RNA of Megalops cyprinoides (Indo-Pacific tarpon), 616 nucleotides long. RefSeq names its product hemoglobin subunit alpha-like. Gene Ontology annotation, biological process: oxygen transport; hydrogen peroxide catabolic process. The transcript has 3 exons. Gene Ontology annotation, molecular function: organic acid binding; oxygen carrier activity; peroxidase activity. The coding region runs from base 88 to 519 and encodes 143 amino acids. NCBI's taxonomy places the organism in Eukaryota, Metazoa, Chordata, Actinopteri, Elopiformes, Megalopidae. Gene Ontology annotation, cellular component: haptoglobin-hemoglobin complex; hemoglobin complex; blood microparticle. The record is from RefSeq and is a predicted model, not a curated record.